UGCCCCGCAAGCCGCCCGCGCGCAUGGAGGCCCGCACGCACCUCCAGCUCGGCUCCGUGCUCUACCACCACACCCGCAACGGCGACCAGGCCCGCGGGCACCUCGAGAAGGCGUGGUUGAUAUCGCAGCAAAUCCCCCAGUUCGAAGAUGUUAAGUUUGAGGCUGCGAGUCUCCUGUCCGAGCUCUAUUGCCAGGAGAAUUCAGUGGAUACAGCGAAGCCUCUGCUACGCAAAGCCAUCCAGAUCUCGCAGCAGACCCCGUACUGGCACUGUCGGCUACUUUUUCAACUUGCACAACUACAUACACUUGAAAAAGACUUAGUAUCUGCAUGUGACCUUCUAGGAGUUGGAGCAGAGUAUGCUCGGGUGGUGGGGUCAGAAUAUACCAGAGCACUAUUUCUGCUAAGCAAAGGGAUGCUUCUUCUAAUGGAGCGGAAGCUGCAGGAAGUGCACCCUCUGCUUACCCUCUGUGGGCAGAUAGUUGAAAACUGGCAAGGAAACCCCAUCCAGAAAGAGUCUCUGCGYGUGUUCUUUUUGGUUCUGCAGGUAACACAUUACCUGGAUGCUGGGCAGGUGAAGAGUGUGAAGCCGUGUCUCAAGCAGCUUCAGCAGUGCAUUCAGACCAUCUCCACGCUGCACGACGACGAAAUUCUGCCCAGCAACCCCGCCGACCUCUUCCACUGGCUGCCCAAGGAGCACAUGUGUGUACUCGUCUACCUGGUGACAGUGAUGCAUUCCAUGCAAGCAGGGUACCUGGAGAAGGCACAGAAGUACACGGACAAAGCACUCAUGCAGCUAGAGAAGCUAAAAAUGUUGGACUGCAGUCCUAUCUUGUCRUCUUUCCAAGUCAUUUUGUUGGAACAUAUUAUCAUGUGCCGRCUUGUCACGGGCCACAAAGCUACAGCAUUGCAAGAGAUUUCUCAAGUCUGUCAGCUCUGCCAGCAGUCUCCCAGACUCUUUUCUAACCAUGCUGCCCAACUGCACACUCUAUUAGGGCUCUACUGCAUUUCUGUUAAUUGCAUGGACAACGCGGAAGCACAGUUUACUACAGCACUGAGGCUCACUACACACCAAGAGCUGUGGGCAUUUAUUGUGACAAACUUGGCCAGUGUGUACAUCAGGGAGGGCAACCGGCACCAAGAGCUUUACAGCUUAUUGGAAAGGAUAAAUCCAGACCAUAAUUUCCCCGUGAGCUCCCACUGUCUUCGAGCAGCAGCUUUCUACAUCCGAGGUCUGUUCUCCUUCUUCCAAGGAAGAUACAAUGAGGCAAAACGAUUUUUGCGAGAGACACUGAAAAUGUCAAAUGCAGAAGACUUGAAUCGAUUAACAGCGUGUUCUCUUGUACUCCUGGGUCAUAUAUUCUAUGUAUUAGGGAAUCACAGGGAAAGUAAUAAUAUGGUAGUACCAGCCAUGCAGCUUGCAAGCAAGAUACCAGAUAUGUCUGUGCAGCUCUGGUCUUCAGCUCUGUUGAGAGAUCUGAACAAAGCCUGUGGCAAUGCAAUGGAUGCACACGAGGCGGCACAGAUGCAUCAAAACUUCUCACAACAGCUCCUCCAAGACCACAUCGAAGCGUGCAGUCUUCCAGAGCACAAUCUAAUCACGUGGACAGAUGGACCUCCUCCCGUCCAGUUCCAGGCACAGAACGGACCCACCACCAGCCUGGCCAGUCUCCUGUGAAACACCAUGAGUGUCAGGACAGUGUGUUUAAAAAGACAAAAAAUGCCGAAAAAAAGAAAAAUUCAUGCAAAAUCUUUUCUUCAAAGAAAAGCCAGCAUAUUCCUCUUCUAGCGAGGGCCUCGUAGGAAACGGAUUGUAUAAAGAAAACGUACAUUUCAUAGACUUGCGAAGUGAGAAGGGCAUUUUAAGCUGCUUUUACAUAAUGUGUGUGAAUAUACAGCUAGUGUGUAUAUACCUUCUGGUUUUAAUCUGCUUUCCUCUUACUGAGAAUUAAGGUUUAGUCCMAAGGACACUUGUUCCUUAAAUGGGUUAGAUACUUGCUUUUUAAAAAUUGUCACCGAAAAUGAAGAGGACUUUGGCAUAGCAGCUGUGCUCUAGUAUUUAAGCCUUUCCUGAAGAAUGAUGCAUGCCAUUUUUAAUACUUUUCUGUGCCCUUCCACUCCAGGGAACAAUUGGAUUAAAUCAUGACUGACUGUAGGGUGCCUCAAAAAACCUCAAAAUUUGUCUUCUGAGGUGACGUUGUUCCCGUCUCGUUGGCCACAAGUCCUUGCCAGCUGGUUGUGACGAGGGGCACGAUGAGAUGGGGAGCUGUGAGUUGUGGCACGGGACRCUGGCCGGCGUGGGGAUGUGCUGGCUUCUUUGGGUUGUCUCCAGGUUGAGCAGCCCCGCACUGUUGGUAGAGGAGCAGGUCCCGUGUCCUGCCUUCACCCAGGMCCGUGGAUCCCCGUGCGGCUCUUCCCACUGCCUCCAGGCCGUGGAUCCCUGCGGAUCCCUGCGUGGCUCUUCCCAUUGCCUCCCUGCACUGGUGCCCGGGCCGAGGCAGAACCUCGGCUCUCGUCCCGUGCGAUCCUGUGCCGCGGCUUGUGCCCGCGGAGGAGGCUCCUUGUCCUCCUGUCCGCUCCCAACGCGGGCCAAGGAGCAGGACAGCRUCGUCCCUGCAGCCUCGCCAGGGCAAGGCAGCGCUUGUGCCUUAAAGAUUUCUACAGGUUAUUGAAGCCGUGUUAAACUGUCAGCACAGAUGGAUACCGGCGAGAGCCUAGUGCUGAUGAGCAAACGCAGUCCCGCAUUUGGCAAAAUCUUCCGUUUCAAAGCUUUGUGUUAGCUCUCUCGUUCUCUCRCUGUUUUUGAGUGCUCCAGCUGUAAAGUCUCCCUGCAUUUGCCUCUGUGGCUGUCUCAAACAGCAGAGAUGUGGCCCCAGUUUGUUCUGCAGGAAAGGGCAUGGGCAUUGCUAAUUCCUUGCAGUGUCCCUGGCUAUAGAGCCACUCCAUUGCAGUGCCAUGUAAAGCUUGCAAGGUUCGUGGGGUCAAAUAAAGCUGGUUUUCUCUGUUGGUAGCUCUGCCUAUUUAUCUCCCAACUUAAAAGGGGGUGGGGAAAGGAUUCUGUUAGAGGAAGUAGGACUUUCUGUAAUUGCUUUUUUUUUUGAGAGAGAAAGAAAAUAUUUAAGAAGAAAUAUUUGAUCCCUCAAGCCCUUAGAAUUUAUUCAAGACAGACUACUGUGAAAUCUAUCUUUAAUGGCCGUUCUUUUUCCAGUCUUGUCCCUUCUCUAGCAAAAGGUCACAUAGACGCUUGCUUUUUAGAAUUCAAGCCCCUCAGUUUGAGCUAUUGAAUGAUAUUAAGGGGACAAGUACUGGUCCAAGUACCAAGCAGGAUUUUACACUUCCUCURCUGAGCAGGCAAUGCUUGUUUAGCCCUUGUUCUCAGAAACUUAGAGAAGCCUUGUGAAUUUUAGGCCUUGCAAUCUCCAGCAGAGAAAUUAGGUCGGUAUAAGGAGACUUUUUCUACCUGAGUUUGCAAGAAACAAAGUUCAAUGCGGUUUAAGAUCCCGGGUGGUCCUUAGGAAGCCCAAGGAUCAGGAAGAACCCAGUGAGGGCUGUUAGCUGCCAGGAUUUAUUUGGAUAAAAAAGCUCCAGGGAGAAUCCGCCCUUCCGACAGCCUCGUGCAGGCGGCUCCUGGUCCGUCUCACUUGCCAGUGUCAUUCCGUGACAUCAGGUGUUUCUGGCUGCCACCUGGCUCCGACAUCUGUCCCGAUGCAGCGAUUGCUCCUUGCGCUGCGCCCUGCUGCAGGCACCUGAGCCGCGUACGCACAGCCAUGGAUUUGGAUCGGGAACGGUGAGGGAAAUCCCACCUCAGCAGCAUUGAUGCCCCAGGGGCUGCUUUUAAUUCUGCCUGUUCUUUUCCAGCCCCUUUGGUGCAGGAAACCGCUUCUCUUUGGCUCUCUCCUCGAAGACWCUCAGUAGGUUGCUGAGUGGUUGCAAGGAUUCGGCUCCUGUUUUAAGCAUCUUCAUAUAAUGGCCRUUUUCUUGGUGGUGCUUUCAGAAGGAACAGCUGGGCAAUGUCUGGUACCUGAGAAGGAUGGUACCAGUGUAUUUCAAACCUUGCUGGAGUCCCCUUCUGAGAAUCCAAGCACUUUUUUUUUUGUCUUUGUUCAAUUUGAGUCUGUUUAGGURUCUAAAUGUCCAUGGCAACUAUAAUAAAUUAAUUUAAAUGUUAGCCAAAAAGCACUGCUUCUAUAAGGCUUUCUUUUUCUUUAAGGUUAGAGCUGUGGUUUGGGCUUGCUUUAAGAAAGCCGUUUUGCAGCAAGCAAGAUCUGCUGGUGCCCCUUCAGGUAGCUGCAUCUCCCUGCCCUUUGCCUUCAGCUCCGGGAUUUGCGGAGUUGCAGGAAAAUGUGGGGUUUUUUUUCCUGUUUUCCUGGCUUCUCUCUGUCCAAACUGCACGAAACGGGGCUGCUUUGCAGCUCAGGUGCCUUGCCAGGCUGUUCCCGGAGGGAAGGAGGUGCUCAGGGAAAGGUUCCCUGCGUCUGAUGCGCCUGUUCCCGGCUUCCUCAUGGGAACCACUUGGCUSAAUGUGGUGCCUGAGCUCGGAAAAUCGGGAAGAGCAACCUGGAGAUUCCCAGGCUCUGGGACGAGGCAGCUUCACCUCGAGCCUUUUUGGUUUUCUCUUGCAUAGAUGGCCCUUGGUCACACUGUUGAGUGGAGGCACCGAUAUCCCCCAGCCCCGAGGAGCCCACGCGUGUUCCCUGUGUCCUCUUGCCAUUGCCCAGUUUCACAGAUCAUGUAAAUUUGAAAAUAACUUGCUGAUUUUCUAUCUCUAAAACUCCAUGUACAUUUGUUACAAUGUACAGUGCUUUUUAACUACACUUGUAUAUUAAAUUAUUUAAUAGUUUUUGCUUUUCGGUAUCUUUUGUAUGUAGCAGAGAUUAAAACAAGGACCUCAGAACUGAAGUUCUUCCUAAUUUUCGAAUGCGUAUGUAAAGUUGAAAAGAAAACUAGAAGUUUACMGUUUACAAACAAUGUUCUGUUCAGUGCUUGGUCUGUCUAACUUGAUUUGAACAACAUAUUUCUAAGCUUCCCUGUCCUGUCAUUUAAUUCUCUCUAGAAACAAACACGAAGUCUUUUAUGAACUUCUAAAAAAAAAUAUUCUUCUAAAGAUGUAAUUUAGAAAACUGUACAGUUUUUUUCCUCUAGUAUUUUUAAAUGAGUAGCAAGAACUUAAACAGAAGCAUCUAAUCACUGUUUUGUAGAUAGUGUAAAAACUUAUGUAUGUAUAGAGAACACAGUCUGAAGAAGUUUGCCUGUUUUAUUUCAUUUCCUACAGCAUGAACAKUGGGAGGGCCCACGUUCACAGGAUACUGAGCUCAGUUUGGGGACGGGGGAAUUAAAAUCUUCAUCCCCUGCCACCCCAUACCUGCGGUCACUGUGAGGCCACGAGCAAAAGUCAACACUGGCAAAAUAUUAGGGCCUUAGGUUGUUACGCUGCCUACAGACGCGUGGAGUUUGGCACCAUAUAUUCCCUGCUGUUUCACCGUGUUGGUUUUAUUUGUUUUUUUCCCAAAUUCUUUGCGUGGUUCAGCAGCGUCCCAUUGUACCUUAGAGACUGUUGACAUCUCCAAGUCACUCUGAACGAAGCUGUUAACGUCACCCAUGGCCGUUAUAGCCACAGUUACCAGAACUCGCGAGCGAGAAGGAAAUCCAAGGGGUAGUUCAGGCUGCACAGAACUCUCGGUGGCCAGGCUGCUGUCUGUCUUAGCAAGCGUAUUUAAUUGUUUCCUGCGAYUGAACCUUAAAUGUUAUGUCAGGUUUGUACAAUGUAUUGUUGUUUGUAGUUCUCCAUAAUUAGCAGGCC
Nothoprocta perdicaria is the source of this 5798-nucleotide messenger RNA. It is a transcript of the gene MAU2, whose product is annotated as MAU2 sister chromatid cohesion factor. Gene Ontology annotation, cellular component: SMC loading complex; chromatin. Lineage: Eukaryota; Metazoa; Chordata; Aves; Tinamiformes; Tinamidae. Gene Ontology annotation, biological process: maintenance of mitotic sister chromatid cohesion; mitotic sister chromatid cohesion. The transcript is spliced from 19 exons. Gene Ontology annotation, molecular function: double-stranded DNA binding; protein binding. The record is from RefSeq and is a predicted model, not a curated record. The coding region runs from base 24 to 1676 and encodes 550 amino acids.